AUGGGGGUUUUGGUUUUAAGACUCAUCUUAAUAUACUCAUUCUUUAGCACAUUAGUCUACUGUGGGAGCUCAUUGCCAGGAAAUGAGACAGAUAGGUUGGCAUUGCAAGCCAUGAAAGCUCAAAUACUGCAAGAUCCCCAUAGGGUCUUGAGCUCAUGGAAAGACUCCAUUCACUUUUGCCUAUGGCAAGGUGUCAACUGCAGUCUACAGCAUCAUCAGAGGGUCAUUCGGCUAGAUCUCCAUUCUCAAAAUUUAGUGGGAACCAUAUCCCCACACAUAGGCAAUCUAAGCUUCUUAAGGGAACUACAUCUCCAAAACAACAGCUUCAGUCAUGAAAUCCCUCCGGAAAUCUGGCAUUUACACAGAUUGCAGGUACUUCGUCUAGACAAUAACUCACUUAGUGGCUCUCUUCCUGUCAAUGUUUCUAAUUGCCUCAGCCUCAUCAAUCUCAAUGUUGGUUACAACAACUUGGUGGGUAAAAUAUCGCCAGAAAUCAGCAUCUUGUCGAAGCUUCAAAGCCUUGUUCUGCAAGCUAAUCACUUAACAGGAGAAAUCCCUCCUUCCCUUGGUAAUCUUUCAUCUCUGAUGAUACUUGGUGCAAAUGAUAACAACUUGAAAGGAAGCAUUCCUAGUUCUUUAGGUCAAUUGAGAAAUUUAACUAAUAUCUCAUUGGCCUCAAAUACAUUGUCUGGUAGUGUCCCUCCCUCCAUCUACAACCUCUCUGCUCUCAUUGCUUUUUCCUUGUCACAAAACCAAAUUCAAGGGAGCAUUCUCUCAGACUUAGGAAACACUCUUCCUAAUCUCCAAUACUUUCACAUUUAUGGGAACCAAUUUACUGGGUCCAUUCCUAUGUCAAUAUCCAAUGCCACAAGUCUAGUGGAAUUGGAUAUUUCAGAGAACAAACUAACUGGGCAAGUGCCAAAUUUGCAGAACCUGGUUAACUUAGAAUUAUUGAGCAUGGGGAAUAACAACUUCAAAGGUCAUAUCCCCAACGACAUUGCGAAACUUUCAAGCCUUAGGAGAUUGAGUCUUCAAAACAAUGCAUUAUCAGGGAGCAUACCUUCCUCUCUAGGAAAUUUAACAAUGUUAACCAGACUCUUAUUGCAAGGAAAUAAUCUUGAGGGUAGCAUCCCUUCAAGCCUAGGGGAAUGCCAGAGGCUGCUUCUUUUGAAUCUCUCUCGAAAUAACCUUGGUGGCCCAAUACCUCAACAUGUUAUUGGCCUCCCCUCCUUAUCAAUUUCUUUGGACUUGUCUAGAAACCACUUUGUUGGUCCCUUUCCAUUGAAGGUUGGACAGUUGAAGAGUUUAGGGGCAUUGGACAUUUCUGAUAACAUGUUAGCAGGAGAACUUCCCACUAGCCUUGGUAGCUGUUUGAGCUUAGAAGUCCUACACUUGCAAGGCAACUUGUUCAAGGGGCCUAUUCCUUCUUCUAUGAUUUCACUGAAACGGAUUCGAGAUUUGGAUCUUUCUCGCAACAAUCUGUGGGGUGAAAUUCCACAGUUUUUACAGGGGUUUUCGUCCUUGACAAAUCUGAACCUAUCUUACAAUGAAUUUCGGGGAGCUGUACCAGUUGAAGGUGUUUUUAACACUCUUAGUAUGACUUCAAUUGUUGGAAACAACUGGCUCUGCGGCGGCAUUGCUGAGCUUCAGCUACCCAAAUGCAAACAUUCUAAGGAGUCCAAGGAGUCCAAGGGUGGAGGAUUGUCUCAUAGAUUCAUUUUAGUACUCUCUAUAUCCGGGUUUCUAGGAAUAGCUAUGCUGCUGUCUCUUAUAUUUCGUCGUCGACUAAGAAAGAAGAAAAGCAUGGAAACUGAAAUGACAAGUUUGGAGAACUCUAUAUUGCAACUGUCAUACUCUGCUCUCCUAAAAGCAACUGAUGGGUUCUCUUCCAUUAAUUUGAUUGGUGUUGGAAGUUUUGGGUCUGUGUACAAAGGCCUACUUCUUGAUGAUGAUAGAGCUCAGCUUGUUGCAGUGAAAGUGCUCAACCUGUUACGCCGGGGAGCUUCUAAGAGUUUCAUAGCUGAAUGUGAGGCCUUGAGAAAUAUCAGGCAUCGAAAUCUUGUCAAGAUUUUAACUAUAUGUUCGAGUGUUGAUUUUCGUGGCAACGAUUUCAAGGCCCUGGUUUACGAGUUCAUGGACAAUGGGAGCUUAGAGGAGUGGUUGCAUCCAACUACUCCAACAGAGGAGGUAAGAGAUGCACCUAAGAACUUAAAUCUUGCUCAGAGGCUAGACAUUGCCAUUGAUGUUGCUUGUGCUCUAGAUUAUCUUCAUAACCAUUGUGGAACACCAAUAGUUCAUUGCGAUCUAAAGCCAAGCAAUGUUCUUUUGGACGACGGAUUGACCGGACAUGUAUCUGACUUCGGACUAGCAAGAUUUCUCCCUAAAGAAACUAGUAACGUUUCUGCAAAUCAAAUAAGUUCCACUGGCAUAAGAGGAUCAGUUGGUUAUGUAGCUCCAGAGUAUGGUAUGGGAAGUAAGGUGACAACAUAUGGGGAUGUCUACAGCUUUGGCAUUCUCUUGCUAGAGAUGUUUACAGGCAAGAGACCCACUGAUCUCAUGUUUAGUGAAGGCUUGAACCUUCAUAAUUUUGUCAAGGUGGCUUUUCCUGAGGGAGUUACACAAAUUGCAGAUCCACUACUUCUUCAAGGAGAUCACACCAGAAGGAGAACCAAUGACACUCAAAAAAAGCUGAAGUGCUUGUGUUUGAUCUUUCAAAUUGGAAUUGCUUGUUCUGUUGAAUCCCCAAGAGACCGAAAGGAUAUUAGUCAUGUUGCCUCUGAAUUGCAAUCCUUUAGGGACAUUCUUCUUAUGUAG
Molecule: messenger RNA, 2814 nt
Organism: Prunus dulcis (almond)
Lineage: Eukaryota; Viridiplantae; Streptophyta; Magnoliopsida; Rosales; Rosaceae
Product: putative receptor-like protein kinase At3g47110
Exons: 2
Coding region: 1-2814 (937 amino acids)
Biological process (GO): protein phosphorylation
Molecular function (GO): protein kinase activity; protein binding; ATP binding
Source: RefSeq, a predicted model, not a curated record